AGCAACAAAGACGAUAAUUUUUCCACGUCUUCCAAAACGUCCCGCAUCUCAGCUCUCUCUGUGACCACCGGACAAACCCCAACUAUCUAUCGCUUGAUUUCUCCCCUGGCCGUCGAUCAGAUGGACCCGUUCUCGCCGGAGGAGUUGAUCUUGGUGGAGCGCGACCCCUCGGGCGUCGCCUUCGUCACCAUCAACCGGCCCAAGUCCCUCAACUCGCUCACCCGCCCCAUGAUGGUGGCCCUCGCGGGCGCCUUCCGCCGCCUCGACGCCGACCCGGCGGUGGGCGCCAUCGUGCUCUCCGGCCGCGGCCGCUCCUUCUGCUCCGGCGUCGACCUCACGGCGGCGGAGGAGGUCUUUAAGGGCGAUGUCAAGGACGACGCGGCCAACCCCGUCGCCCAGAUGGAGCGCUGCCGCAAGCCCAUCAUCGGCGCGAUCACCGGGUUCGCCGUCACCGCAGGCUUCGAGAUCGCGCUCGCCUGCGACGUGCUGGUCGCCGGACGGGACGCCAAGUUCGUCGACACGCAUACCAGGUUUGGUAUAUUUCCAUCAUGGGGCCUUUCACAAAAGCUUUCACGCAUCAUAGGGCCAAAUAGGGCUCGAGAAGUAUCACUCACUGGCAUGGCCCUAACUGCAGAGAUGGCAGAAAAGUGGGGGCUUGUUAAUCAUGUUGUCAGCAAUGAUGAGGUGUUGAAGAAAGCCAAAGAUGUUGCAGCAGCCAUUUUAAGGAACAAUAGAGAUAUGGUGCUGAGGUACAAGUCAGUUUUAAAUGAUGGGUUCAAACUGGACAUGGCCCAUGCUCUUGUCCUUGAAAAGGAGAGAGCUCAUAGCUAUUAUGAUGGCAUGACCAAGGAGCAAUUUGAGAUGAUGAAGAAAUUUAUAUCAGGCCGAAGUACAAAACCCUCUUCCAAGAUGUAGAUGGCCCUUUGUUCAUGUUUGAUAGAAUAAACUUAAAAAGCUUCCCGAUGGAGAAGUUCAAUAAAUUUGAUAUAUAAAACCUUAUAUGAGAGCAUUCAGUUGAGAAACUAAUAACAAUUACUCUGUGAAUUGAAUAUUCUGUAUAUAGCUUUUAUUUUCCUUGUUUGAUCCA
This is a messenger RNA of Elaeis guineensis (African oil palm), 1087 nucleotides long. Its product is annotated as probable enoyl-CoA hydratase 1, peroxisomal. Lineage: Eukaryota; Viridiplantae; Streptophyta; Magnoliopsida; Arecales; Arecaceae. Gene Ontology annotation, cellular component: peroxisome. The record is from RefSeq and is a predicted model, not a curated record.